CUUUCGAAAGAAAAAUAUCUUAUUACUAAUAUUCCAUCUAUUCAGUAUUAUUUAACACAUCUUUUGAGCACCUAGUAUACUCAUAUAUACUGUGGAUACGAAAUAAUUAACUCAAUUUCCGAUUGAGCAGGUUAUGUUGAAGAAAUCGCGCUCAACGCGCGAUUGUUGCUCCUUCUCCUUGAAUUCAGAGAACAUUCGGAUGUAAUCAAAGUAUAUAUUAUAUAUUUCGCGCAACGUAUAUUCUAGGAACUCUCUUGGUCAAGAAUAUCAAGUUCCAGCGCGACGACGUGGCAAUGUCGUCCGGACGCGCGUAUGUCAGUUACGACUUCGAAGAAGGCUAAAUCAGGAAGACGUUGAUCGGUCUCGCCGAAUGACCAGCGCGUCACGUGCUAGACAAGUUUGAAACAACUUCCUUGAGAUGAACUGGGUCUAGAAUUAUUUUUUCAUAUAUCUUGAUGAUAGCAAAAUAAAAUAUCAGUCAUGUUCAUAAAGCUAACAUUCAUAUUAUUAAUAAGUUUAUGAAGCAAUUUAUAGUGAUACAAGUGAAUUAAUUAUUUAAUUGACUAUUUAUGUUUUUAAUCCAUAAAUGAUUGUGACUUUCAGAAGAUAUUUCUGUUUCUGAAAUUACUUCCUGAAAUUAUGAAUGCAAUCAUGUAAAAUUUAGAGUCAGACAAGAGGAAGAUGACGCCGCAUUUUACAGCUUUGACUUCAGUGCGGAAGCGAUGUCUGAUUGUACUCUUAUUAGUUCUGGUACCUUGCGCGAUUCUGAAUCUGCUGAUGCCUUCGGACAUGCGAGAGGAGGCUAUAUUGCAGAACAGCAUUGCGGAGUUGCAAGCCAAGCUAGAGCAUUUGCAUGCCAAAUACAUUGGCAGCCAGGAGGAAAUAAAUUUAUUAUCCCAUCAACUAUUACAACUGGUUGAGAACAAUCACAUUCUGCCAGAUUUGCAACUACUCAUCAAUAAUGGUACCUCUAAUAUUACCAGUAUCAAAUUGCCUUCAAUUUACAACUUUCUGCCGCAUUUUCUCAACGAUCCAAAUAGCCUGCGUCCGGCGUUUGUGCAAAGCAAGGGUAGAUCAGGCGUGAGUAUGGUGUUAGGGGUACCAACGGUGAAGCGCGAGGUUCAAUCCUAUCUUAUGGCAACUCUAAAAAACUUAUUGGAUCGCAUGAACGCCGCGGAAACUGCAGACACGCUGAUUAUCGUUUUAGUGGCUGAAACAGACAUGGACUAUGUAACAUAUGUUGCAAAGCAAAUUGAAGUCCAAUUUCCGAACGAAUGCGAAGCUGGCGUGAUUGAUGUGAUAUCGCCAUCAUCAUCCUUUUAUCCGGAUUUGUCGAAAUUGCGCGAUACCCUCGGCGAUGAUCAUCAACGUGUCGUAUGGCGAUCCAAACAGAACCUGGACUUUGCGUUCCUCAUGUCUUACGCUCAGACUAAAGGCAUGUUUUAUGUGCAACUGGAAGACGAUAUUUUGGCCAAGAAGAACUUUGUAACUACUAUGAAAACAUUUGCAUUGCAGAAGAUUGGCACAAAGGAGAAUUGGUUUGUCCUCGAUUUCUGUCAGCUCGGGUUUAUCGGGAAACUGUUCAAAUGUGUGGAAUUGCCUUGGUUGAUCCAAUUCUUUUUAAUGUUUCACAAUGACAAACCUGUUGAUUGGUUAUUGGAUCACUUGAUAUCGACAAAAGUCUGCAGUCUUGAUAAAGAUAGUAAACACUGCAAAAUGGCUAAAGCAGAAUUGUGGGUACAUUAUAAGCCCUCUCUCUUUCAACACAUAGGAACACACUCUUCUUUAAAGGGCAAAGUGCAAAAACUCAAGGACAAGCAAUUUGGAAAGAUAACGCUGUUCUAUGCUCAUGAGAAUCCUGAGGCGACUGUAGAAACUCAAAUCAAACCUUACAAACAGUAUACUUUGCAAAAAGCAUACAAAGGCGAAUCGUUCUUCUGGGGUUUGCUGCCACAGCCAGGAGAUCAUCUAAAGUUUAAAUUUUCACAUCCUAUUUUUAUAAAAAAGUACUUAUUUAGAAGUGGAAAUCCUGAACAUCCAUCUGAUAGAUUUUACAAUACAACAGUGGAAGUACUCUCCGAGAUGUCUUUAUUGUUAGAUAGGAAUAGCAAUGAUGUGACGGAGGAUGGCUAUGUUAUUAUAGGUAAAUUUGACGUGCUUGGCGUUGCUGAAGGGACCGUGGAUCGAAGAUUGGGUAGAAUAUCAGUGCUUCGUUUAACUAUACACAGUGAGAGCGAAAAUUGGGCCAUUUUAUCCGAGAUUCACAUAGUAGAGGAUCAACCUAGCUGACUAAAGAAUGAAGAUUCUCGAAUGUUGUUUCGAUACCACCUGCAUGGUUAGCGUAAGCGACUGGUUUUAUAAAUAUUUAUUAUUUUUCUAUUUUCUAUUUUGCUAUCACGCAUGUUACAUUGAGUGGAGCAAUAUAGCAGUUAUUAUUUCAAUACCGUC
Messenger RNA from Cataglyphis hispanica, 2448 nucleotides. RefSeq names its product alpha-1,3-mannosyl-glycoprotein 4-beta-N-acetylglucosaminyltransferase B (gene Mgat4a). The coding region runs from base 682 to 2289 and encodes 535 amino acids. Gene Ontology annotation, molecular function: acetylglucosaminyltransferase activity. Gene Ontology annotation, cellular component: Golgi stack; endoplasmic reticulum-Golgi intermediate compartment; endoplasmic reticulum. Lineage: Eukaryota; Metazoa; Arthropoda; Insecta; Hymenoptera; Formicidae. The transcript is spliced from 11 exons. Gene Ontology annotation, biological process: protein N-linked glycosylation. The record is from RefSeq and is a predicted model, not a curated record.